GGUUCCCUCCCUCACCUCUCCCUUCACCCAAUCAGGAAACGGCUCUGAGGGAGCGCGCGAGGUUUCCUUCCCCGCGCACCCGUUCUCACCGUUAAACGGCUGCGUCUCGCGACAAUCCCAAAGUGACCUUUCCCCCUCUCCGGAGUUCAACGCGAGCUAGGGGCAGGAGGAGGGGCAGGUGUCGCGAAGAAGGUGGACGGGAAAAAACGCACCUUUCCCCGCCUCGCGCGGGCUGGCUGCGCGCGCACCUGCCUCCCUAAGGAGCCGCGAACGCCACAAGGGCUCUUUCUGCCCUUCCUUAGGCCGCAGAAGUAGCCUGGGUGUCCUUCCGUCUCCACCCCGUCCCCACUUUCCUGUCUCUGGCUUUUCUGUCCCCAGCGCCGCCAGGUCUUGCGGGGAGAAGGGGGAAAUUUUUUGAGUUGUCGCUUCUCCUUUAAGAAAAAAAGCCCCGUCGGCUGCCGGAUGAAAGUCUCCGAAAAAAUGGCGUCGGCAGAAUGGAGGCGGGGUCGAGGGGGGUAAGGAGGGCCCGCCUCGACGCAUGCGCACGAUAACUUCAGCCAAGUGCAUUGUGGGACAUGAAGUCCUGUUUAUCCUAAUACGUGCAGUAAAAAAAAAAUUAGGAAGCCGGAGGCGGAGAGGAUGCCGGGAGGUUUUGACUGGCGACGGGAAAAGUAGUUUACUCUGCUGCCGGAGUUUACUUUUUGAGGGAGGUAGUGUUUCCGGGUUAGGCCAGGACGCCUGCGUACAUCCCGGCUCGAAAGUUCAGCCAAUUGCCGAGCAGGAUUGCCUGCGGGAGGGUUCUGUGUUACUUCUGAGUACUUCUUUUUUUUUUUUUUUUUGUAACUUGGCCUCUCUGGUUUUUUGGGGAUGGCCACCCAGUAGACUUGGCUUCCUUCGAGGUAGCCAGAUGAUACCUCCUCAGGGGCAGUUCGGCGUUCCUGUUUGCAACGCUCGUCCGGGCCUCGUGUGUCUGACCCGGGAACUGAGUCUGGCUCCGUCGGGUCUUCGAUAUCACGAUGACCAGGACUCAUCGGGCACCUAGUAUCUCGGGGCGUGGGCUGACUUGUAGAGCUGCGGUGUUGGGGCAUCGCGGAGCUGGCGUGGGCUGUUCGCGUGACUCCGCGACCUCCGCCGAGUGGCUGAGGGCUCCGGCUCGCCGCCCCGGAGCCUCUGGGUCUGCGGUUCGUCCGCGUCCCUGUGUCAGAAGCGGCUCUCUGGGCCCCUGGCGUGUGGAACUAAGUCGUCCUCUGCGCGUCCGAAGGGGGUUUCCGCGUGCAAGUCAGUGGGUGGUGCAGCCGGCGAGGGGCGAGCUGAGCGCUUCACCCUUGAAAACGAAAGCCUCCCGGGUUCCGAGGGUAGAAGCCCCACAGGAAAGAGGACGGAAACAAGAUCCGGGGUUCCCGUUCUAAGUUCCACAUGAAUCAUUCAGUUAAACCGUAGACGAGUGCCGAAGGACGUUUUCCUUCCCAUGUGUUGACUCAGUUACCACGUUAGGCUAAAAAAUUAUGUUGGUAUUGAGUAUUUGGGGACAUUUUUUCAUUUCCGUAAGGUCAUUUCCAGUUGUAAAAAUUGUCUAGCCCAGCGUCCCUGGCAGUGUUUCCCGACCGCUUUCUCGGUGAGCAGACUUUUAGAACAGCACUGACAUCCAAUGGCUGCUUAAAGUAAUACAGAGAAUUUUUUAAGUCAUACAGUGAUAAAUGGAUUAUUGGUUUUUUUUUAAAAGACCCCAGUGUUGUAGAAGAAUGAUACAUUCUGUUAUUUUAGUGCGAUUCCACAAACCUAUUUCACCACUGGGGAAAUGGGAUAAAAUAUAUUUAACAGAGCUACAAUUAAAGCUGUUUACAUACUACCUUCUCAAAGUAGGCUUUUUGUAAUGUUUUAUUUCAUUUAAGGUAGAUGAAGUCACAGGAGUAAAAAUGGUGAAGAGUUAAUUUCUUGUAUUUUUCCGACACUGCUACACAGCUGUGUAACUAGGCCCAGCUGAGAUAUUUGCAGUUUAAGCACGCACGAUAUCUUAAAACUUUCCAGUUUCCUUCUUCAUGCCCCUUGUAGAUGUUUGCAUUUGAAUCCGCUCAGUCAGCCCCUGAGAUCCAAACAUGAACCCAUUUAUGCCUUGCUUUUAAUGGAUUUUCAGUCUGUCUGUCUAGGAAAACAGGUUCACAGAAGGAAAAAAAUAAGGCAGAAGCCCAGGCACAAUGGGACAUGUACCUUUGGAAGAAAACCACAUGUGUGAAUGGGCUAUUCCCAUGAAUUCAAGAUGAAUCCCAGCAUAUAGUAGGUGCUCAAGUUUUGAAAAAUUAAUUUUGGAUCUUUAUCACCAUAGCCAAUGCACUGCCAGAACUUAAAUCUUAACAACCUGCCUUUCAAAGUCAGUCUCCUUUUAAAAACUGUGACCUACUUAAAAAGUAGAAGAAGAAGAAAUGCACCAAAUCAAAAGAGAGGAAGUGCUAAGCAAAUACAGUAACCAAAAAGGGUUAUAAAGGCUGCAUUACGUUGUCUUGUUCAGUUCCUUUGCGGUCUUCUGUUCAGCACAUGCCAAAAGCAGUUCUUCUUCACAACUGGUGAGACCGGAGCAUCCUGGGUGUGGGGCCAUGGAGGAAUUGGAUGCCUUGUUGGAGGAACUGGAACGUUCCACUCUCCAGGACAGUGAUGAAUAUUCCAACUCUGCUCCUCUUCCACUGGAUCAGUCUUCCAGAAAGGAGAGUAACCUGGAUGAGACUUCGAAGAUGCUCUCCGUCCAGGAUAGCACAAAUCCCUUUCCGGUACAGCUCGUGUAUACCACCAAUAUCCAGGACCGCAAUGUCUACAGUGAGGUCCAAGAGCCAAAGAAAUCUCCACCACCUGCUAAAACCUCAGCAGCUGCCCAGUUGGAUGAGCUCAUGGCCCACCUUAGUGAAAUGCAGGCCAAGGUGUCAGUGAAAGCAGAUGCUGGCAAGAAACCCGUAUUGGAGAAGCAGGACCACAAGGCGUCCCUGGACUCAAUGCUUGGGGGCUUGGAGCAGGAGUUGCAGAACCUUGGGAUCCCGACAGUGCCCAAGGGCCACUGUGCUUCCUGCCAGAAACCCAUUGUUGGGAAGGUGAUCCAUGCUCUGGGGCAGUCCUGGCAUCCGGAGCACUUCAUCUGCACUCACUGCAAGGAAGAGAUUGGCUCCAGUCCCUUCUUCGAGCGGAGCGGCUUGGCCUACUGCCCCAAGGACUACCACCACCUUUUCUCACCACGCUGUGCCUACUGUGCAGCUCCCAUCCUGGAUAAAGUGCUGACAGCAAUGAACCAGACCUGGCACCCGGAGCACUUCUUCUGCUCUCACUGUGGAGAGGUGUUUGGUACAGAAGGCUUUCAUGAGAAGGACAAGAAGCCAUAUUGCCGAAAGGAUUUCUUAGCCAUGUUCUCACCCAAGUGUGGUGGCUGCAACCGCCCGGUGUUGGAAAACUACCUUUCAGCCAUGAACACUGUCUGGCACCCGGAGUGCUUUGUGUGUGGGGACUGCUUCAGCAGUUUUUCUACCGGUUCCUUCUUUGAACUGGAAGGCCGUCCGUUCUGUGAGCUCCACUACCAUCAGCGCCGAGGAACCCUCUGCCAUGGGUGUGGGCAGCCCAUCACGGGCCGCUGCAUCAGCGCCAUGGGGCACAAGUUCCAUCCUGAGCACUUUGUGUGUGCUUUCUGCCUGACACAGUUGUCAAAGGGCGUCUUCAGGGAGCAGAAUGACAAGACCUAUUGCCAGCCUUGCUUCAACAAGCUCUUCUCACUGUAGUCUCAGUUGAUCCACAGCCUCUUCUGAUCCCCUUUAAAAUUUAAAGCAAGAGGAAGGAAUGGAUAAAUUGUUACUGACCUGUGGCUUGAUAAUUUUAUAGAGAGAGUAAAGGUGGUGAGCAGCUAAGGGAACUGGUAGUUGUUACAGGAACAGGCUUCUAAUCUUAAGUUUUAGGCUUCUAGUCUUUUUUUUUUUUUUUUUUAAUCAAGUGAUUGGAUUUAGACCCUGCUAUCAGUUCCCCAUAAGACAUGUUUUCACUUGUGCGAUUUCUUUCACUACUGGUUUUCUUAGGUUUCUCCCUUUUCACCUUGAUGAUAUCCCUCCACGUAACUGCCUCUUUCCAGCUUCCCCCAUUUUCCCCUGUGGUUCACUGUUCCAUGUUCACUGCUAUGAUUUUAUCCUUGCUGUCAGGAAUCAUGAAACCACUCUUAAACUCUCCCCUUCUUCCUUCAGUGCAUUUCUCUUUUUCAAGAGGAAGUGACUUUUAAUUUUAAUUACAUCCUUGAUAAAUAAAAUGUCUUGUGAUUUUAA
Messenger RNA from Oryctolagus cuniculus (rabbit), 4283 nucleotides. NCBI's taxonomy places the organism in Eukaryota, Metazoa, Chordata, Mammalia, Lagomorpha, Leporidae. The record is from RefSeq and is a predicted model, not a curated record.